Molecule: messenger RNA, 2267 nt
Organism: Aspergillus heteromorphus CBS 117.55
Lineage: Eukaryota; Fungi; Ascomycota; Eurotiomycetes; Eurotiales; Aspergillaceae
Product: aspartic protease
Exons: 3
Coding region: 189-2024 (611 amino acids)
Source: RefSeq, a predicted model, not a curated record
GCUAUAUGGGUUCUGUGUUCAGGAUGAUCACAUUCCCAUCGUUUCGUCCACUUAGGACGUUUUCGCAAAAUGCUAACAUGAGGGCCCAGGCGGCUAGGUACAAACAACCAACACAUUAGGGGCGCUUAGUGUUCCUGAUAUAGUAACACAUACCCUAUAUGAUCGCCAACAGACAAUUCAAUCAGGAAAUGAGGCUCCCACAGCAUCAUGCCCUCCUCUGGAUCCUCAGCCUCAACCGCGCCCUCUGCUCCGUCCCGCGACAAGUGACCUGGUCGGACAAACAAUUUGGACCCGACGGCCCGUGGCAAGCAGUCACCGUGUCCAUGGGGAGCAACUACACCGAACUGGUCGUGCCAUCAUCCGAGGUGGCACUGUAUCCGGGCGGGAGCUGGGAAAGCAGGAUCCUCCUGUCCUCGAUCUGCGACAACAAGACGCUCUCGUCCGUAUGCUAUGGGGAUAUAGCCGGUCUCUUCGACAGCGAUAUAUCCGUUACCCUCGAUAACACCUCGAUCGAAACAGCCCCAGACGGAAACUGGGGCGACUUGUCCUGGGGAUACACGGACGCGGUACCGGUGUACGCCCGAGCAACACGCGCGAUAGACUGGAUGACCAUUGAUGGAUCCGCCGUUCCGGAAGUCGACCUGAUCACGAUAGCCGGGGGGUGGCAGACCUAUCCCGGUGGACAGGCGUAUCCGCUAGAGGUUGGAAUUCUAUCGCUCGGGAGUCCUGAUAUCAACCAGACGUUCGGGGCGGUGAUCAAGAUCAACGCCACCUUCAUCACCAGCUAUUUCUAUGACCAGUCCGGGUCGCUGGAGAUCCCGUCGUAUUCAUACGGAAUGCACAUUGGCUCUGCCCCGCUGGGGAUCCCAGGCUCGCUUUUACUGGGUGGUUACGACCAGAACCGCGUGAUGGGAGACGUAUCGGCGCAGGCGUUUUCGAGCGGGAGUUUUCCGAUCGAGCUGUUCGAUCUGGGCAUCGGCGUGGCAGAGGGCGGAUCGCCCUGGAACUACUCCAACAAGUCCGGUCUCCUGGCGCAGGGGAAUUCCUCCCUCGCUUCCGGGCUUAGGGUUAUUGUCGAUCCAGCAAAUCCGUACCUGUAUCUGCCUCAGAGCGCCUGUGAUGCCCUCGCUGCGGAGUUGCCCGUCACGUACCAGCCGGAUUAUGGUCUUUAUUUCUGGAAUACCUCCGACCCGCAGUUCGAUGCCAUCGUCACUUCUCCGAGUUAUCUGGCGUUCAGGUUCGGCAAGAAUAAUCUCAAUAAUGAAUAUAUCACCAUCAAGGCGCCCUUUGCGCUGUUGAAUCUCACUCUGCAGGCCCCCCUGGUGGAGACACCAACGCAGUACUUCCCUUGCAUGGCCACGAAUAGUACACCUGCUCUGGGUCGUGCGUUUCUGCAAGCAGCCUUCGUUGGCGUGAACUGGUUCGGAGGCAAAUGGUUUCUCGCCCAGGCACCCGGACCGGACGGAUCCUUCAUCGUCGACACAGUCACAAUCGGCGACAACGACUCCACCAUUUCCGGCUCAACAAACAGCUGGGAAGACACCUGGCAGAACACAUGGAAAGUGCUCGCCACGCGCUCAACAAACUCCACGACAUCAAACACCAGUACUCCCCAACCCACCACCUCCAGCACCCCCACAAAGACCAACAACGUUCUCUCCCCGGUCGUAAAAAUCGGUAUUAUAAUCGGCAGCACAGUCGGCGGCGUUCUAAUCAUCUCCCUUCUAUCCGCCCUCUGCAUCCGCCGUCGUCGACAGAGGAGGGACACAGCCAUCCGGGACCAGAAUCAGAUCUCAGAGACACAAAUGCACCAAGGCCCCGGGUCUUUAACGCAUCAGCUCGUGCCUGUAGAGGCCCCGGAUAGUAUAUGGGACCAGCGGAACGAACUGCACAGUCAGGAAAGAUAUGAGAUGGGGGCGGAGAGAGGGCCGUUCUUUGAAUUAGAGCCGGGGAAGGGGGGUGGUCGUGAGGCAGUGUUUGAGUUGCCUGGGAGGAUGUCGGGCGUGUCUUUGAACGUUAUUUGAUGGUUCUUAUGGACUAUUUUCCGGGUGGAUUUGGGAUUGUUAUGCUGGUCCAGGUGUUUGGACACCUGGACCCUGGUCGAGGGGCUUUGAUUCAUGUGUCCAUAUAUUUGCACUCUAUAGGGCUAGCGUCUAUUCUGUUUGUCUUUUCAUCGAUGGAUCCCAGGGAUGCCUAGAGAAGGGUUAAUGUAUAUAGGUAUGGUUUAUAAUAUAGGGGGGUGUACUCGUCGCCUGCCCUGCUAGCGC